Molecule: messenger RNA, 1491 nt
Organism: Aspergillus homomorphus CBS 101889
Lineage: Eukaryota; Fungi; Ascomycota; Eurotiomycetes; Eurotiales; Aspergillaceae
Product: putative C2H2 finger domain protein
Exons: 2
Biological process (GO): regulation of transcription by RNA polymerase II
Molecular function (GO): DNA-binding transcription factor activity; RNA polymerase II cis-regulatory region sequence-specific DNA binding
Source: RefSeq, a predicted model, not a curated record
UCGCUGCUGGCGAUCCCAUCGCCCCUCCUGGAUCCUCCGGACAUCUCUGGAGGCCUCCCUGGCAGUCGAUACUGGACUCUCGGACCCGAAUCUGUCGCCUUCCCCCCAGGAACCCUGUCCUCCACUCUGACCAACCCUGCGGUGAACGUGGUCGAUCUCUAUCCGUCUACCGGCUUCUCUCGUGAUACCACCGCCGCCAUGGCUGCCCUUGCGAUCCCCCCGCCCGGCAUGGGCCCCUCCUCCCUCGAGGCGCUGACGGCCCCUCAGCCGCUGAACACCCGUCGUCCGGGCGCUCCCCCUCUCCCCAGCAUGGAGUUGCCCACCCCGAAUUUCGCCGCUGCGCUGAAGUACGCUCACCUCCCAAAUCCCUCCGCCCUCAACCCCAGCGUCAGCAACCUGUUGACCCCGCCCGCGACGAGUCAAUCGGGCGAAACCACUCCCGUCACCACGGCACAGCAGACCAGCGCGGCCGGCGUUCCGUCGGUGCCCGCCACUCCGGACCUGGGUCCGUUCUGGUCGAGCCAGAGCUCAUAUGGCAGUGCGUCGGGGGCAGCGGCCGCGCGACAGUCGUGGGCAUCGAGCUUGAGUCCCUACGCCAGUCGCGACACGUUCUCGCCGCCCGGAAGCAAUGCGAUCAGCCGCAACCCCGUCCCGUCGUCUUCGGGCGCCGACCCGAUCCCCCAGGGCUAUGAGAUGAACCAGCUCCCUCCCUUCCAACAGUCAAUCCCUGUCUCUGCGGCGGGGGUGGCACCCGGCGCCACGCCGCAGCAGCCACCGCACGCGCUGACGCAUGCCGUGUUAUCUGCGCAGCACGGGCUCCCUAACCCCAUCCCUUCCCCACAUCCCCUCCCGUCGAACGAUCCCUACAUGGUCAAGUCGUCGUCCGCCCCCGCCUAUAGCACGGUGCAGCAACUGGCCAGUCCGCCAGGGAGCUAUUCUCCGUACGGACCCACCGGGCUGAGCAUGCACCCCCCUGGCCGAGUCGCGUCGAAUCCGCACCCGUCGCAUCACCUGAACUACCAACGGCAGCCGUGGCCAUCGUAUUCGAUCCCCGCCUCGAAUGGACCGGUGUGGACGAAUGUACACAAUCCCAACGGACACAUGUCACUGACGGGGAAUCCACCGAUGAUGCCUCUGAACUUCAACAGCGGGACCGAGGCCUACAUGCAGCGGAUGUACGGCGGACACCACCCCCAUCCCGGCCACGGCGGGCCAGGACAGACCAACGACCGACCGUUCAAGUGCGACCAGUGCCCGCAGAGUUUCAACCGCAACCAUGACCUGAAACGACAUAAGCGGAUCCAUCUAUCUGUCAAGCCAUUCCCUUGCAACCACUGUGACAAGAGUUUCUCGCGCAAGGACGCGCUGAAGCGACAUAUGCUUGUCAAGGGGUGUGGGAAGGACGGGGUGGGGGCGGGGGCUGAGCCUGGUGCGGCGCGGCCGACGGUCAAGGAGGAGGACCGCAGCGACGAUUCGAAUGGACAAGCCUGA